AUGAAUCCCCCCGAGCUGGGCUGCGAGGCGGGCAGGGGGACGGGCGCCCUCAGGGCCCCCCUGGUGCUGCUCGGGCUCUGGGCGCUCCUGGCUUCGGUCCAGGGCUCUCAGGGCCGUCCCUCCUGGCGCUACGUGUCCUCGGAGGUGGUGACUCCUAGGAAGGAGACGCGCCGUGGCAAAGGCUUCCAGGCGCCUGGCUGGCUCUCCUACAGCCUGCGUUUCGGGGGCCAGAGGCACAUCAUCCACCUGCGGAGAAAAAUACUGUUUUGGCCCAGACACCUGCUGGUGAUGACCCAGGAUGACCAAGGAGCCUUGCAGAUGGACCACCCCUACGUGCCCGCAGACUGCUACUACCUCGGCUACCUGGAGGAGAUUCCUCUCUCCACGGUCGCCGUCGACAUGUGCUACGGCGGCCUGCACGGAGUCAUGAAGCUGGAUGACCUUGCCUACGAGAUCAAGCCCCUGAAGGACUCCCGCAGCUUCGAACACGUCGUUUCCCAGAUAGUGGCCGACCGCAACGCGACGGGGCCCAUGUACACGCUGCGGCACAGGGAGGACGUGGGCGCCCUGCUCUCCGAGGCGGACCCCAGCGCGGCUCCCAGGCUCUCUCCGUCGGGCUAUGCUUCGCACGCGUCCCACGUCAUAGGCCAAGUCCAGUGUUCCACUUCCAUGUUCCGGAUGUUUGCAAACAUCUCGAUGUGCAUCCAGUUCGUAGUGCGGCUGUCCAGUCUGUCUGACAACAUGCUUCGCGGUCUUAAUUCGAGGUUCCUGCUUACUCUCAUAACCAUAUACACGGACAGGGAUCCCGCCCCCCUGAACGACUACAGGGUUCCAGGAAAAUUUCACAAUAAAAGCAUGACGCAGUUUCGUUGCGGCAACUCCGUAGUGGAGGACACAGAGCAGUGUGACUGUGGCUCCCUGAAGCAGUGCUACACCAGCGAGUGCUGUAAAAGCAACUGCCGGUUUACACCCCGAAGCAAUUGUCAUAUAGGGUCGUGCUGCACCAACUGCACCUACUCCCCUUCCGGGACCCUCUGCAGACCUGUCCGGAAUAUAUGUGAUCUUCCAGAGUACUGUACCGGGUCCUCCAUAAGCUGCCCCAGAAACGUUUACAUGCAAGACGGAACCCCGUGCACCCAGGAAGGCUACUGCUACAAAGGGAACUGCACCGACCGCAGCAUGCACUGCAAGGAGAUCUUCGGUGCCAGCGCGGAGAACGCUCACGAGAUCUGCUACAACAUAAACAUGGGAACGAGCCGAUUCGGACACUGUUACAGAGAGUACGAUAAAAUGACCUUCGUCGGCUGUGCUAGACGGGACAGGAUGUGUGGGAGGCUCCAGUGCACCAACGUCACCCAUCUCCCCCACCUUCAGGAACACGUUUCCUUCCACCAGUCCAUCAUAUCAGGCCUCCCCUGCUUCGGGCUGGACGAGCACCGUUCCACGGGAGCCACAGAUGCCGGCCACGUGAGGAACGGCACUCUGUGUGCUCCUGGAAAGUUCUGCACUGCCAAUCGGUGCAACGGGACUGUGGCUGACCUGAAUUACGACUGCGACCCUGGGAAGUGCAAUCGCCAUGAGGAGCCCAAGCUGAGCUUGAGCCUCUGA
Molecule: messenger RNA, 1608 nt
Organism: Propithecus coquereli (Coquerel's sifaka)
Lineage: Eukaryota; Metazoa; Chordata; Mammalia; Primates; Indriidae
Product: disintegrin and metalloproteinase domain-containing protein 21-like
Exons: 3
Coding region: 1-1608 (535 amino acids)
Biological process (GO): male gonad development
Cellular component (GO): sperm head plasma membrane; plasma membrane; external side of plasma membrane
Source: RefSeq, a predicted model, not a curated record